UGUCCAACCCGUCUUAGGACUGACGACCUUAUGAUGAUGAUGUUAGCAUCUUCAUUAACAGUUAACAGUUUCGUCGACAAAUGUUCAGCAAUAUACGAGAUUUUAUCUCAGGCAAGUGAUGUGUUAUCCUGCCAUUUUAACGAGUUUUUAUUGUCUAAUUAGCGAGUUGUCAACGCCGAUGUGCUUUGCAUUGUUCAAUAGUCGUCAGUUAACGCGGCCUUCGAAAUGAUAAUCCGGAAAUAACGCAAAAAAUUCCGCAGCAAUACGAACAGGUAAGCUCUUAACUAUCGGCCGCAUCGUCCGUCGUGUUGUUGGUUGUCGCCGACCAAUAAAACAACGACAAUUAAAUUUUGUUGCGCACGGUUGACUUGACUUCCUUGUCGUUAAUUCAAUAGCGAUCGCCCUGGGGCUACGAAAGGCAUGCGCCCGCUGCUAAAAACAGUUUUAUUAAUGUGCGAACUACGCGCAUUUCCUGCUUAAACUCGCACCAGUUGCGGUCGGUCCCACGAUUCUGCGCAAUUCAAUUGGCUAAAGUUAAGUAAGACUUUGAUGCGCUUAACCAAUCGGAAUGGCUCGUGGGAUGUUUGGGGGGCGAGGUUAAGUCGGUUAAGUACCGAGGAGUACUGUCACGUAGCGCCCUCGCAGGCCGUUUCAGGAAGCACCGAGAUGCUCCGGAAGAUACAGGUGAACUGAUGGAUCAGUACCUGUGCGACUCAUCUAUCUGAAAUGUUCCGUGUGCUUUAAAGUCGGUAUGCCGCGGUUUUCGCUUAAACUCGUCGCUGAAGGAAGAUGAACCAACUAUGCAAGGUGUGCGGAGAGCCGGCGGCGGGCUUCCACUUUGGUGCCUUCACCUGUGAGGGCUGCAAGUCGUUCUUCGGAAGAACUUACAACAAUCUGGGCUCGAUCUCUGAAUGCAAGAACAACGGUCAAUGUGUCAUAAACAAAAAGAACAGGACAGCAUGCAAGGCGUGUCGAUUAAGGAAGUGUCUUUUAGUUGGAAUGUCGAAAAGUGGAUCGCGUUACGGGCGGCGUUCCAACUGGUUCAAGAUCCACUGUCUCCUGCAGGAACAACAGCAACUGGGAUCAAAUAUGGGAACGGCACCCGCCUUAUUCCGGUCGCAUCCCUACGUCCCUUUUUUCCGGACUCCAUCCACUUUGAGCGAGGCCAAAAGUUCGGAGUCGGAUAGCGGAGCUUCAUCCGUAGAUUUAGAAGAAGAUGCCAAGUCAAUGAGUAUCCUGAGUUGUCCCAGGACAGCAUCCUCGCCAGCCAGUGACACCUCGUCCAAAAAACUACCUUCUCCGGCUAGCGACAACGAUUGCAGCUUCGGUCGAAACCUGGGAAGUCUUUUCAAUAAUCCCGCAUCUCUAACUCCAAUCAGUUCCAUAUCAUCAAACGGAUUUUUUCCGCCAUGGUUGAAUCCGUUUGCCAGAGUCGGAGAUCCCGCUUCGUGGAAGGACCUCUGGCUUCAGAGUUCCGUAGAAAUAUCUACAAGUCGAAAUGUACAAGAGCAACCCAUAGAUUUGUCCUUGAGACGACUCAAGGACGAAGUGGAUGUAAAACAAACGGACGGUAUGGUUAAAGUGAACAUCGAUGUCGAUGUGGGAGUCGAUGGGGCAGUAAAACAAGCGCCUCUAGACCUGACGCUCGGUGCCAGUAGACAAACGGAUGUUUUGUCAAAUUGAAUCUUUUUGUUGUUGUUACGCGAAAGCGUAGGUUGUGAUUUUCCGAUCGUCGAAUCAGGUUAGUAAAAUGAAUGAAUUUUAUUUUUUGUUCCUUUAGUAGUUGGGAUUUGGGCAGAGAAUAUGCCGCAAAAACUCUUAAAGUACCUGAGAGUUAUCACAUUAUACAGCGUCUCAGCUAAGCAAUACUAGUUUACAAACAAACCACGACUAACUAAUAGAAAAUGUUGAAUAUUUAUUCCUUAAAAUUUGUACAUCAUAUCAAUCUUGAAUUUGGCAUUAUCAGUCUUGAAGUUGGCAUUAUCAAUAUGGAAUUUGGUAUUAUCAAUAUUGAACUUGGAUUUAUCUCUAUGGAACUUGGCAUUGUCAAUGUUGAACUUGGCAUGAUAAAUCAUGAAUUUGGCAUUAGCAAUCAUGAAUUUAGCAAUAUAAAUCUUAAAUUUGGUAUUAUCAAUUUUGAAUUUAGCAUUAUCAAUCUUGAAUUUGUCAUAGAUGGUCGAACAAA
This is a messenger RNA of Agrilus planipennis (emerald ash borer), 2185 nucleotides long. RefSeq names its product nuclear receptor subfamily 2 group C member 1-like. The record is from RefSeq and is a predicted model, not a curated record. The transcript is spliced from 3 exons. The coding region runs from base 790 to 1683 and encodes 297 amino acids. Gene Ontology annotation, biological process: regulation of DNA-templated transcription. Gene Ontology annotation, molecular function: DNA-binding transcription factor activity; sequence-specific DNA binding; zinc ion binding. NCBI's taxonomy places the organism in Eukaryota, Metazoa, Arthropoda, Insecta, Coleoptera, Buprestidae.